UUUCCUGUUUAAACCCACGUGAAAAAAUUUUUAUGUAACUUUUUGCAGGUUUGGUAAGAUUUUACCAAGUUUGCAAGCAUCUGCAUGCUUGAUGUCAUUAUUGAAAGUUGUCAUCAAGUUUAAAUUGCCGAAUCUACUUCACUCUGUUUCAGAAUCUACCAUUCUAAGAACUAAACAAACCUUAACCUGCGCGUCAUUUUCAUUCAGAACAACAGCGGAAGUUAUUUCAAGCACUUCCGGAGCUCAUUUUCAGGCCAGACGACAUACAUUUUGUACAAUGCCGGGGAAGAAAGAAUUCAAGAGAUUACCGACAGACGUUAAACCAGAGAACUACAACCUGCGUCUACAACCAGAUCUACAAAAAUUCACCUUCAAAGGACAUGAAACCAUUGAUGUCAAGGUCAUUACCAGCACAAACAGCAUUACUUUAAACAGUGAAGAGAUUGAGAUCCAGUCAGCUUCUUAUAAAGCCUCAGAUGCUGGAGACCAGAGCAUAAAAGCUGAGGUGAAAUUUGAACCAGAGAAUGCCGUGGUGGUUUUAUCGUUCCCUAGUGCUCUUCAGCCAGGAAGUGGUCAACUGUCCAUUGAUUUCACUGGUCAGCUGAACGACAAGAUGAAGGGUUUCUACAGAAGCAAGUACACCUCGCCAUCGGGGGAGGAAAUGUUUGGAGCGGUCACACAAUUUGAGGCAACAGAUGCUCGUAGGGCAUUCCCCUGCUGGGAUGAACCAGCUGUAAAGGCCACAUUUGAUGUCACCCUUGUAGCUCCUAAAAAUAGAGUGGCUCUUUCUAAUAUGCCAGUAAAAUCUGAGAGUGAUCUACCUGAAGACAACACAUGGAAGGUGGUCUCCUAUGAGCGGACCCCUAUCAUGUCUACGUACCUGCUGGCGUUCGUUGUUGGGGAGUACGAUUAUGUGGAAGAUAAGGAUGCUGACGGGGUCCUGGUUCGAGUCUACACUCCUGUGGGGAAGAAGGAACAGGGACAGUAUGCUCUAGAGGUUGCUGUGAAAACUCUCCCAUUUUACAAGAAUUAUUUUCAGAUUGCGUAUCCCCUACCGAAAAUAGAUCUCAUUGCUAUUGCUGAUUUUGCUGCAGGUGCAAUGGAGAACUGGGGACUUGUGACGUACAGAGAAACAGCUCUGUUGAUUGACCCACAGAACUCCUCCUCCAGAACCAAGCAAUGGGUGGCGCUGGUGGUGGGGCAUGAGCUGGCUCAUCAGUGGUUUGGAAAUCUAGUCACAAUGGAAUGGUGGACUCACCUGUGGCUAAAUGAGGGUUUUGCGUCUUGGAUUGAGUACCUAUGUGUGGAUUACUGCUUCCCCGAGUUUGAUAUCUGGACACAGUUUGUAAACCAGGACUUAGGCAGGGCCCUAGAGAUGGAUGCUCUACAUAACAGUCAUGCCAUAGAGAUUCCAGUCGGACAUCCUGACGAGGUAGAUGAGAUUUUUGAUGCCAUAUCCUACAGCAAGGGGGCCUCCGUCAUCAGAAUGUUACACAACUACAUUGGAGAUGAAAGCUUUAAGAAAGGAAUGAACCAAUACCUGACCAAAUUUAAGUACAAAAAUGCAGUUACUGAAGACCUGUGGGAGUCCCUUGGAAAAGCCAGUGGGAAACCAGUCCUAGAUGUCAUGACAACCUGGACCAAACAAAUGGGUUACCCAGUUGUGAAGGUUAGUGAGAGACAAGAUGGCAACAGCAGGCUUUUGACCUUGACACAAGAAAAGUUCUGUGCUGAUGGAGUACAACCUAAAGACGGAUCGUUCUCCUGGAUGGUGCCGAUAUCAAUCAGUACAACCAGUCAACCCAACAAACCAGCAGUCGUUACACUUCUAGACAAACCCACUAUGGAAGUCGCCGUUCCAAAUGUAAAACCAGAGGAAUGGGUCAAGGUGAACAUGGAGUCUGUAGGGGUAUACAGAGUUCAGUAUACAUCAGAGACCCUGGACAGAUUCAUACCAGCCAUCAAAAAUAAAACCCUCCCUCCACGGGACAGGCUCAGUCUACAGAGUGACCUGUUUGCACUUGCUAGAGCUGGAAUGAUUUCCACGGUGGAUGUCCUGAAGGUUGUGGGAUCCUUCGUUAACGAGGAUAAUUACACAGUAUGGAGUGACUUGGCCAGUAGCCUGGGCCAGAUCAGCAUUCUCUUACAGAACACAGAUGGAUUCGAGAACUUCAAAGCCUUUAACAGGCGACUAUUUAAACCUGUGGCACAGUCUCUGGGCUGGGAUCCCAAAGAAGGAGAAGGACCUCUAGCUGCCAUGUUGAGGGACCUGGCUCUGACCAAGCUCGGUAAAUACGGAGAUGAAGAGACAGUGUCUGAGGCAAAGAAAAGGUUUGAGGCCCAUGUCUCUGGAAAAACUCCCCUCCCUGCAGAUCUGAAGACACCGGUUUAUGUGACAGUAAUGGCGAACGGUGGUGAAGAUGACUUUAACAAAAUGAUGAAGUUAUAUGAUGAGGCAGACAUGCAAGAGGAGAAGAACAGAUUAAGCAGAUGCAUGGGUUCCAUCAAAAGUGAGGAUCUGAAGAAAAAAGUGUUAGAUUUUGCCAUGUCUGACAAAGUGAGAUCCCAGGACACCGUGUUUGUGAUCGGCGGAGUUACGGGGACUGUCCAGGGGAGAGAACUCUGUUGGCAGUUUGUCCAGGACAAGUGGUCAGAACUCCACGAGAGAUACCAGGGAGGGUUCCUACUGUCUCGUCUUGUGGAGCUUUCAACAGAGAACUUUGUCACAGAAGCCCGGGCCAAGGAAGUAGAGAAAUUCUUCGAAGCUCAUCCUGCACCAGCAGCUGAAAGAAAAGUCCAGCAAUCUAUUGAGAACAUCCGACUGAACGCCAAGUGGAUGGAGACUCAAGCAGCCAAAGUUGUGGAGUUCCUCCGCAGUCAGUGAACAAAUCCGACCAAUAUUUUACUGCUUAAAGCAACAUUCCUGAUUUAUUUAUCAAUGGACCAGUAUUAUUGAUCUUAAAACAUUUCUGAUUGUGAGUGGAUAUCAAAAUCAAGAAGAUACCAAUUUACAAGUGCUAAGAACAAUGUUCUUUAAAAACUGUUGAUUAAUCAAAAAAAUCAUUUCAACAAUUAGUUUAUCAUCCUGUCAGGUAAUGGUGAAAGAAAUCUAUAUGGCUAGUGUCUUGAUCCACUGCAAUAAAAGUAAACACUUGC
Molecule: messenger RNA, 3156 nt
Organism: Saccostrea echinata
Lineage: Eukaryota; Metazoa; Mollusca; Bivalvia; Ostreida; Ostreidae
Product: puromycin-sensitive aminopeptidase-like
Exons: 19
Coding region: 92-2884 (930 amino acids)
Biological process (GO): proteolysis; peptide catabolic process
Cellular component (GO): cytoplasm
Molecular function (GO): zinc ion binding; metalloaminopeptidase activity; peptide binding
Source: RefSeq, a predicted model, not a curated record